This is a messenger RNA of Daphnia pulicaria, 669 nucleotides long. Its product is annotated as DNA-directed RNA polymerase II subunit RPB1-like. The record is from RefSeq and is a predicted model, not a curated record. The transcript has a single exon. The coding region runs from base 1 to 669 and encodes 222 amino acids. NCBI's taxonomy places the organism in Eukaryota, Metazoa, Arthropoda, Branchiopoda, Diplostraca, Daphniidae.
AUGGCCAACUCGGCUCCCUACGGACUCAUCCGCAGGCUAGGAGCUGGCUUCGAGUCCAUCGUGGUGUACGCUGUGCCAACAUCACCCGGUGUUAGUGAUCAGAGUUAUUCCUCUUCCAGUAUUGGCCAGAACUAUUAUUCUCCCAGCAGCAGCUCAAGUUAUUACUCUCCCAGUAGCGACCCAAUUUAUUCAUCGGAACCCAGUAGUGGCCAGUGCUGUUCCACUUCCAGUAAUGAUCCAAGCUAUUCUUCUCCCACUAGUGGGUCGGGUUAUUCUUUUCCCAGUAGUGACCCGGGUUAUUAUUCUUUUCCCAGUAGUGGCCCAAGCUAUUCCUCCCCCAGUAGCGACCCGGGUUAUUCCUCCCCCAGUAGCGACCCGUUUGAUAUCCAUGACAAUACAGCGACCUUUUGUCCAAACAAAAUUCAUUCGCCUUCAGAGCGGAAUCAUCGGCAGAGAGAGCGAAUAACAUACCAGCCGGUAGUUCGUGAAACAUUCAGAAGUCGAAACAGCUAUCCUGAUUCAUCCUACGGAAACGAGAAAACCCCGGCGUAUCGAACACCCAGUUAUUCAGUUCGUGAUUCGUUCGAAUCAUCUCAUCGACAGAAAAACUAUGGACGAGACAAUUCCCGAGCUAGUCAGGACCCAAUGGUAUGUACUCCAAUUAUCUAA